UUCUGCAAUACUAGUUCAUUCGGCGGGAGUUUGUUUUUUUAGAUGGUCUUCCAACCAAACAUUUCCUUUUCUUUUCCCAUCAUUUCCUUUAUUUUAUCCCUUAUCAUUGCUUCUUCAUCUACAAAAUUGUGGUCAAAAUGAAAAUCGUCUCUCGGGUCUUGAAAACAAACCUCUAAAAUAUUGUCUUCACUUGCAUCACCAUUACAUUGUUGUCCCAUGUACUAGUAUUAUAUUAAAACCUAGUCUCAUAUCUAUAUCAAGAUUAGAAUCCAGUGCAUCUAUAUAAGGGUUACAAUCUAGUCCAUCUUCUACUACUAUACUACAUUAAUGGUCCCUCCAUCAUAAUUGUUUUAUUCCAAAACAGUCAGUGGUCUCUACUAAUAUUUGUUUUUUAUUUAAAAAAGAAUUAGACAGAAACAGGAGGAGCCUGGAGGGAGUGAGGAAGAAGAUGGAGAAAGAGAAAGUGAUGACUGUAAUUUACGGUUGUGUUAUCGUAACCAUGGACGCUGAUCAACGAGUUUUCAAAGACGGUGCCAUCGUUAUUCAUCUCGAUCGAAUCAAAGCAAUCGGACACUCCCAACAGAUUCUCUCCGACUUCUCUCAUCUCGCCGACCACCUCAUCGACCUCACCGGCCACAUCAUCCUCCCCGGACUCAUCAACACACACGUCCACACUUCCCAACAACUCGCCAGAGGCAUCGCCGAUGACGUUGACUUAGUCACAUGGCUUCACCACCGCAUUUGGCCAUACGAAUCCGCCAUGACCGAAAACGAUUCCUAUCUCUCUACUUUACUAUGUGGUAUCGAACUCAUUCACUCCGGUGUUACCUGUUUUGCUGAAGCUGGUGGUCAACAUGUUUCUGGAAUGGUUAAAGCUGUUGAGUUGCUUGGUUUGCGUGCUUGUUUGACUCAGUCAACUAUGGAUUCUGGUCAUGGUUUGCCUUCUUCUUGGGCUGCUCGUACUACUCAGGAUUGUAUUCAAUCUCAAAAGGAUAAUUAUCACAAGUACAAUAAUACAGCUCAAGGUCGCAUUAGAAUCUGGUUUGGAAUUAGACAAAUCAUGAAUUCUACACACAACUUGCUUCUUCAAACAAGAGAUGCUGCUGCACAACUCAACACCGGAAUACACAUGCAUGUUGCAGAGAUACCGUAUGAGAAUGAACUAGUUGUGGAUGUUCACAAAGUUAAUCAUGGAACUGUUACAUACUUGGACAAGAUACACUUCCUUCAAAAUAAUCUGUUAGCAGCUCACUCAGUUUGGGUGGAUGAUAAUGAGAUAUCUCUUCUUUCAAGGGCAGGGGUCAAAGUAUCUCACUGUCCAGCUGCUGCUAUGAGAAUGCUUGGAUUUGCACCUGUAAGGGAGAUGCUUGCUGCUGGCAUAUGUGUCUCCUUGGGAACGGAUGGGGCUCCAUCAAACAAUCGCAUGAGCAUUGUGGAUGAAAUGUACCUAGCAUCUCUAAUUAACAAAGGACGGGAAGUUUUUGCCAAUGGAACUACAGAUCCUACAGCACUGUCUGCCGAAACUAUUCUUAAAAUGGUCACAGUUAAUGGUGCAAAGUCAGUAAAAUGGGAUGAUGAACUAGGUUCUCUUGAGGUUGGGAAAAAGGCUGACAUUGUUGUUGUCAAUCCUUCCACUUGGUCUAUGGUUCCUGUUCAUGACUGGGUGAUAUUGAUAAUCUAUAACGCAUCUCCAACAUGGUUUAUUGCAUGCGAACAGAAAAUGUGGUUUCUGUUAUGUGCAAUGGUCUGUGGAUAAUGAAGGACAAAAAGAUUGUCAACGUGGAUGAGGAAGAAGUUAUUUUGAAAGCAAAACAGGCUUCAGCUGAACUUCUGAAAAGGGCAGGCAUAAAAUUACCAACUAGAAUGAACUUCAUUUGAUUGUUGUUUCAUAAACAUUGUCUAUGAUAAGGAAUAUAUGUAAUAAUAUAAGCAACAAUGUAUAUCCUUGUCUAUUAAACUUGUACCGGAGGCGUCAACUGUUGUUUUAUGAUGCUUGAGCUUGAGCCUACGACAUUUUGCAAGCGUACGCCAGUGACUGUUUUUCCGCAUUGGAUGGGCUGAUGAGCAUAAGGCAGCUCGAGGAUGAUGAGCAUAUUACAAUAUAUGACCUAUUGGAAGUUGUCAAAAGACAAGCCAUUGUUGAUUCUAUGGUAGAUCAUCCAUGCCUUAAAGUUGAACCAAUGAAUUUCAUAGGUUUAAAGGCGUGACAUUUGUAUUUUGAUGUAUCUUAACACCAAAAGAAGUGUUGGAAUGAGAAUAUUGAUUAUUUCCUCGAA
Vicia villosa (hairy vetch) is the source of this 2276-nucleotide messenger RNA. RefSeq lists its product as uncharacterized. The record is from RefSeq and is a predicted model, not a curated record. Bases 449 to 1756 code for a protein of 435 amino acids. The transcript has 8 exons. NCBI's taxonomy places the organism in Eukaryota, Viridiplantae, Streptophyta, Magnoliopsida, Fabales, Fabaceae. Gene Ontology annotation, molecular function: hydrolase activity, acting on carbon-nitrogen (but not peptide) bonds.